AUGGAGGAGAAUCCUGGCGGCAGUGCAGAAAUAAACAGCCCUCUAGUGUUUGCCCGACCUGAUAGUGGGAUAUCCAGUUACCUCGACUACCCCGCCAGUACACCAUUCAUCAACACAGACUACACACGUGCAGCAGAUGAGCCUGUAGAUGCUUUCCCAACCAGUAACCGUGAUGCUGUCAUUUCCGCCUUGAAAAAUCUCCAUGAAAAAGUGAAAAAGUUGGAGCUAGAGAGGAAUGUAGCAGAACAAAAUCUGCAUAGUUUAGCUUCAGAAACAGAACAAUACAAAGUACUUCUGAAUGUGGGAAAAUACACAGAGAGGAGCUGUAACAAUGAGCAGGAGCAGGCAUCUGAUGGUGAACAUGUGUUCACUAAACAAACCAAAGAGCUGGAAGGACAGAUAUCGUCUGCAGAGCGCCGAUGCCAGCGUUUAGAAAAACAGCUUGAGCAGAUGAGAAAGAUGGUCAAUAACUCUGAGCAGAAUCAGAGAAAUUUACUGGAACAGAUGAGAAAGCUGCAGAAGAAGGAUCUGACUGACACAGACAUCAGAUUUCAUAAAGAGAGACUUAACGAGCUAGAGAGGGAUCAGCAAAGGCUCGUUCUCACUCAGACAUUAGCUGAAUCCAAGAUCAAGGUGCUGGAACAGAUGCUGCAGGAAGAGAGGUUGCACAGAGAAACAUUGCAACAAAGAACAGACCAGCUGGAGUCUGCAGCACAUGACAAGCAUACACUGUCUCCACCUUCGUCACCACAAACAACAGAUCCUGAACCUCCAGUGACACAAGUUUGGAAAAUGAGGAAAUCGGCAAAGAAGAAGAAAAAGUCUUCUAAACAUUUGCCAGGCACUUCUAGAUCUGAUCCUAUGAGACACUAUCGGCUCAAUUUAGCGGAGAUUCCAUUUGUGGCAGGACAGUCAACAGGUCCCAGCCAUUCCCUCGGUGCCAAUGUGCAGAAUGUGCUGGCUAUGCUGAAGCUGCACAACCCUGUCCUUUGUUCUCAAGUCGGUGCCGAUGGGCACUUUCAGAGGUCAGACCGCACAUAUCCUGGGGGCUCAUAUGAUGGAGAAAUCAAACACGUUUUACAUGAUCUGCUCAACCAGUUGCAGGAUGAGUUUGGGCGGUUAAGUAGCCAGCAUCAGGCAGUCCUGAGCCAGAUGCAUGCAGCUCGUGAUGUUCGAGUCAGGCAAACACUGGAGCAAGAGCUGGACAUGCUAUCAUCAAACAUGGAGAUGAAAAUUCAGCAAAUUACCAGAAUCCGACAAUAUCAAAGCAAGAUGCGUGCCACUUCACAAGCUCAACAGACAACAGUUCGAGGACCAAGGUCAAGGCCCUUGCACACAGCAGCCGACAUUCCACGGCAACAUGACACUGGUUUUAGCAACAAGAACAGCAACUCCAAAUCUCACAUCUGCAGCAGCAAAACAAAAGACAGUAACACCCCAGCAAAUCCUGCCUUAUCAGUUUUAAAAGAUGUGAAAAAAAUACAGCGGACAUUACGGAAAGAGGACCUGUACUGGGAAUAA
Molecule: messenger RNA, 1521 nt
Organism: Candidula unifasciata
Lineage: Eukaryota; Metazoa; Mollusca; Gastropoda; Stylommatophora; Geomitridae
Source: the annotation of a GenBank genome assembly